AUGGUGGCUCCAAACUUGGUGAACAGACCCCUCCGUCGUGACGCCAACGCUCCUACCUGGACUCUGUCGGUUCGCAAGUGCAGGUUCUGUGCUUACAUAGGGGACUGUCCCAGUAGGGUGAAGGCGCACGAACGAACCCACACAGGAGAAAGGCCAUUCCAGUGCAGAUUGUGCCCUUACUCUGCGGCCGCCAAGUACAACUUGAAGGUCCACAUGAGGAUACAUACGGGGGAAAAGCCCUACCAGUGCAAGUACUGCGAUUUUUCUACCGGGGUGUCCAGCACUCUGGCAGUGCACGAAAGGGGACACACCGGCGAAAAGCCUUUCCACUGUCGCUUCUGCAGCUACGCGACGGGUAUACGCAAGUGCGUCGCGGUCCACGAGAGGACUCACUUCAGAGAGAUGCCGUACAAGUGCCGUUUCUGCAACUACUGCUCUGCAACGUCUAGUGACGUUACGCUGCACGAGGGGACACACACGGGUGAAAAACCGUAUCGCUGUGAGCUGUGCGAUUUUUCGGCAGCCACGAAGAACACAGUGAGAAAUCACACCUUGGUGAUGCACAAGGGAGCAGCUGCAGAGAAGUGA
Ornithodoros turicata is the source of this 588-nucleotide messenger RNA. Its product is annotated as zinc finger protein 709-like. NCBI's taxonomy places the organism in Eukaryota, Metazoa, Arthropoda, Arachnida, Ixodida, Argasidae. Gene Ontology annotation, molecular function: DNA-binding transcription factor activity, RNA polymerase II-specific; RNA polymerase II transcription regulatory region sequence-specific DNA binding. The record is from RefSeq and is a predicted model, not a curated record. The transcript has 2 exons. Gene Ontology annotation, biological process: regulation of transcription by RNA polymerase II. The coding region runs from base 1 to 588 and encodes 195 amino acids.